GAGCUUUAGCAAGGCGGCGUUCGUGUUAGCUUGAGGCGGAAUGUAAACACCGGUGAGAAUGAAAGAUGCAAAUGCACGCAGCGAAUAGAAUGGAGUCCAGUUCAAAAACACCCACUUUAAAUGCGGGCUGCAGUGUGUGCUGAGCUCCGUGAUGUCCCAACACCAUUUUUCAUUGAUAUAGAAGCAUAUCCCGCCGCCUUUUGUUUUCCCCGAUAACUCCAUGACGCGGUCUGCCCGGUGAAGAUGGAAGCCGGGAAGCAUUACGCCGCCAUCGUGGACACCCUCACAAAGCCAAGUCUCCGUAAAGCACAGUGCGGCCCAACAGCCGAAGUCUUUACUGGUCUUCAUCAGAAGAUGAAGCUCGUCCAUUUUGUUGGGUAGGGAGCGGAGAUUCGCAAGGUGGAUCGACAGAAACGGCAAUCUUUACGCUCCCUUGCGGAGCUUAACUUGGAUGCCGGCUCCCUUUCCUCUGUGGCAUCGCCUUUGACUCCAUGCGCCAAAGACCACAGUUGGACACCUUUUCUCUACAUGUUCAGAAGCUAACUAACAUGGGAGUCAAAACCUUUACCCAUUGCUCAACAUCCCACAGCCAGGAGAUGCUCGAAAAGCUCAACAAUUUGCGUAACCAAGGUCACUUGUGUGACGUUACCAUCAGGGUGCAAGACAAACAUUUCCUGGCCCAUAAAGUGGUCCUGGCCUGCUGCAGUGAAUUCUUCCGCUCAAAACUGGUGGGUCGGCCCGAGGAGGAGAAGUUUGUGUUGGACCUUCACCAUGUGACAGUUAGUGGCUUCGCUCCUCUGCUGGAAUACGCCUACACGUCUACGCUCUCCAUCAGCACAGAAAAUAUUAUUGAUGUCCUUGCAGCUGCGAGUUACAUGCAGAUGUUCACAGUCGCAAGUACGUGUUCAGAGUUCAUGAAGUCGAGUAUUUUAUGGAGUCCAAAUAACAACGGCAACAACACACUUGCAGCAAGUAAACCCCAUGAUUCAGCAACUGAGAGUGCCUCUUCGAACUGUGCCCUAACGCCACUUCAUGACAGCGUGUCUCCUGUGUCAUCUGACUGUAGUGUAAUGGAGAGAAAUGUUCCAGUUUGCCGUGAAUCACGCCGGAAACGGAAGAGUUUCGUAGCCAUGGCUUCACCUGAGAGUCCUCUCAAAUGCACGACACAGAUGGUCAAUACCUCUCCCCAGGUUUCCAAUCCAUCCCCCUCAUUUACAGACAGCACAGCCCAGCCUGUGGAGUCCUCCCUAGCCUUCCCGUGGACGUUCCCAUUCGGCAUUGAUAGGAGAUUCCACUCGGACAAAUCAAAGCUUCCGCAGAGCUCCCGGUGCCAAGAGCAGGCAGCCACAGCUACUUCUGAGGUGGUGGUUGGUCGGCGACUCAGUGACUUUCUGACGUGUGAAAGCUCCAAGGCAGUGUCGCCACCUGGGCCAGCGGAGGAAGAAGAUGUUAGGGUGAAAGUGGAGCGCCUCAGUGAUGAGGAGGUCCAAGAGUCAUCCACCCACGCUGUCAGUGCCUCCCAGAGCUCACUCAACGAUCAACAGACGGUGCCAGGAAGUGAACAGGUUCAGGAGGAUCUCCUCAUCAGUCCACAGUCAUCAUCCAUAGGAUCAAUGGAUGAGGGCGUGUCAGAGGGCUUGCCAUCUAUGCAGAGCACCUCUAAUGCUGAAAGACAUGCAGAGGAUGAUGAAAGGUUAGAGGGUAUUCAAUAUCCUUACCACCUCUAUAUCGGCCCGUCAGCCCGGCCUGGCACCAAUGCCCCUGACAGGCCCUUUCAGUGUCCAACCUGUGGAGUUCGAUUCACUCGCAUUCAAAACCUGAAGCAGCACAUGCUCAUACAUUCCGGCAUUAAGCCUUUCCAGUGUGACCGCUGUGGGAAAAAGUUUACACGGGCCUACUCCCUAAAGAUGCAUCGGCUGAAGCACGAAGGUAAACGCUGUUUCCGGUGCCAGAUUUGUAGCGCCACAUUCACGUCCUUCGGUGAAUAUAAGCACCACAUGAGGGUCUCCCGACACAUAAUCCGCAAGCCGCGGAUUUAUGAGUGCAAAACGUGCGGCGCCAUGUUCACCAACUCUGGCAAUUUAAUUGUACACCUGAGGAGUCUGAACCAUGAGGCAUCCGAACUAGCAAACUACUUCCAGAGCAGUGAUUUCCUCGUGCCCGACUACCUGAGCCAGGUGCAGGAGGAGGAAGAGGAGGUGCUGGGAGUCCAGUACGAAUUGGAAGAAUCCCAACAUCACCCAGUCUAUGCGGGCAGCACUUCCACAUCCACUACAAUUACCGCCUCGUCCUCCUCCUCCAUCCAGAUGCCGGUCAUCUCCCAGGUCUCCUCCUCUACCCAGAAUUGCGAGAGCUCACCUGGCUUCCUUUCACCUGAUUCCAUGAAUCCCCUGGAAGCCUCCACCUCCUUCAAAAUACAUGCUGGUGGCGCUGCUGCCCUGGCAGAGGAGACCAAAAUGGACAACAGAGAAGGAGGCAGUUCACCUGAGGUGUUUGAUCAAGAACACCAUCAGAUGCAGAAUAUUCAAGCCAGGGAGUUGGCUUCCAUGACAAUUGAGUGAUUCAAGUGUUCUUCUUGCCCGUAAUGUGCUACUUUGUCGUCAUACGUGGGAAAAUCUGUGGAAUAUUGAUGCCAAAAGAGGUUAAGUGGACAUGUUCACAUUUCAAAAAAUGACUGACAGAUUCAUCAAUCAAAUUUUCUCAAGACUUUGGUUACCCUGGUAAUGGGUUUUCCACCAUAAGAGGAGUAAUUUAAGGUCAAAUGUUCUUUUGUUUUUUUUUCCAUUAACAAGUAGUUGACGGUUUGAAACAGUUAUUUAUCCCAUUUGACGUGAAUGCACUACCACUGGAGGUACUGUAUGUUAAAUUCUAGCCUGGUUCUUUUGGAAAGUGCCUGAGAAUAGACGAAGAGCACUUGAGUUUGCCAACAAUAUCAAAUCAAGCCUUUGCAAACUGAGCUUUUUUAAUUUCCUUUACAAUCGUGUCAGUUUGUAUGGACACACACUGGUCUGUCCUUUUACAACAGGCAAACAGUUAAAUGUCAGUAUUGUCUAUUGCAAUAUCUAUUUGUGUAGUUUCCUGUCUGAACGCAGUAUAUGCUGACUGUUGUGGAAGAAUGUCAGGUCUGUGUAUGUACAUCUAUUUUUAAUAGAAUGCACACAAAGUUAAUUUACACAUUUUAAAUUUCAAGCAAAAGUUCCUCAUGAUUUUUCUGCAGGAUGCUUUUUUCCUGAUCUGCUAUUUUUACAAGUGAACACUGUGGUCAAAUAUCAAGUCAUCGAAAAUAUUGGUACUGGCAAAUACUAAACAACAUUUUCAGUCAAUUACACAGUUGUGGUCAAAAGGUGUGGAUUACCUCACAUAUACAUCUGACAUUGUUUGGAAAAUGACAAGUAAAAGUAAACUUUGAAGGUGAUCGUAUGACCUUAUUGUCUGCCAAAUCUAUUAUGGUUAGACAGAUCAAGUGGGUAAUCAUGAGAAGACAAAGGAAAACCCUCCAGUGUAGUGCUCUGUUUUGCUUCUUCGUUCACGUCACUGCUUUAAAAACAGAAAAAAGAAAGGCAUACCAAAGUUAAGAAGCAUAAUUCUAUAUGCUCUGUACAACAAUAAGCAAUGUGAAUCACAAACGUGAAAAGUGACCUAGCAAAAUUAACACGAAACCCGAAAUUUCAUUGACUGCCAAAACCUUUGGCCACGACUGUGGAAGGUGAUUCCUUUCAAUUUGCAAGAUUUUCAAAACGAUUCAGUGUUUGAACUCUGAAACAAAUGCAAUCAAAUGCUGAUGUAGCAUUUAAUGCUGGUUAGAGUCCAGCCCGUAUAAUUUGAUAAUGUAAUUUAUUUUUACACUUUUACAUUGUAAUCUUUCUCCACAUCUGGUUAUAUCCUCUUUUCAAUCACUUCUCCACAUGUGAACUUGUUUUCCAUUACUAUUACUAUUCCUAAAUGCAAUAGCAACAUAUUUGGUGUCACAAAAAGAGCAAUGAACAGCUGGAUCAUAUAAAUGUUUGUGAUCUUUAUUUGUAAAGUGACUAGUUGCAUAACAGUCAUGCAAUGGAUGUUGCAUGACUGCUGGAAGUUUGUUACAAGGUGACUCGUUUCCAAAAUGUUAUCCCUGCGCGAUGAUACCAAAGCACACGUUGUGCUGGCUUUCCCAUGGCCACUUUUUCAAGCAGAACAGAGCAAAGCAGAGCUGCUUGAUUUUAUGUGACAAGAUUACUUGAUAAAUGUUUGGUCGUAUUCCUGUAUUUUUUGUGAUUUUACAAUGAAACCUCUGUGUGCAACUCAGUUUCGAGACAUUGCUGAUAAGACAUCAGAGACAUUAAUGACUUGCAUUGUACGUAAUAUCCACGAGUUGAAUGCUACUGACUGACUAGCUAACUAUGUAUCUGACUUCUGUAGAUGAUGCAGCUGCCACUUUAGGUUCAAAUAAGAGGAUGUAAACAUUUUUUUUUCAACAAGAGUUGAUUGUAGAGAUGAGCAUUGUGCGAUUUUGUAGCUGUUUCAAUUAUUCAAAUUCACUGAGUGCUGUCUUGAGAUGAGUUUAUGUCACACAGUGCCAUUGUGUCAGCCACCUUUUCAAAGUUGUGCCAUUUGACUUUUUGUCGGACUAAGAGCAAGCUCCCCUACUCCAGGACCAAAUGUUCUCUUCUCUCAUUGGAGGAUUUGCCUUGGCAAUCAGUACUUGCACAUAAAAGAAAGUGAUAAUCAUGAUAAGCGGUCCAUGCAGUUUAUUAAAGGGGUUUUGCUGUUUUGUCCUUAAAGAAACUGUACAACAUUGUGCAUCCAUGAGGCUAGCCUUAGUAAAUGGACCUAUUAACUCUCGUUGCACACUAUCAAACAUUUUUACAACUUUUUCUCCAUGUGUCCAUCAUAUGCUUUUCACUUGUUGUGUCUGUGAUGUCUGUUUUUAAACUUUGUUUUUAAAUAUAUAUGUAUACAUGAAAUGAAAAUGCUGCUGAAAAGUGCCCCAACUAUUUUUGUGAACUAAUAUGUGUGCAAUACAUGGACAGAUGUUGUUUUGAAAGUUACAAUUCUGUUCCCGGAAUGCUGAAUUAUAGAUGUAUUUAAAAAAAAAAAAAAAAAAAAAGAAUGUAUCAUUUAUUUUUUUGAAAAAGCACCCAUUUGAUCUGUGAAACAACGUGUUGGUUCUGUUCUGCUCUGUGUUCCUCUCUGAAGUUGCAUGUUUAUGCUAUGUAAAGUUGAGAGCAUGUCAUGUUUAGUUGCUGGUGUGUUCUGUCAAGUCUUAAUAUGUUGAUCUUACAGCCUAGUUUUGGAUCUGUUGCUGGAGCAUGACCUUUAUUUCCUGUGUAUUAAGCCCUUUUUUGUGCAAUGUUUUAAUAUUAUCUUGAUUAUUAUACGAGAUAUGCCUUUACAGUGUACACUUGGUGUUGUAUACCAGUUUUCUACCAGUCUAGGCUUUAUUUAAAAGUUGUCUUCAUAAUGGCAUAUAUAUAAAUGUGUAUUUAUAGGUGAAUUUUAUACCAUGGUCACUGUUUGAUGGCAUCUUUCUUGUUAAAUGUGAAUAGUUUCAGUUGGGGUAAUCUUCAUUCUGUGACUGUCCCAGUGUGUGUAUAUUAAAUAUUAAUAUGCUGUAUAUACGUAAAUAGUAUGUUGCAUAUUCCUUAUAUUGUAGGUUACUUGAUUACAACCUACUUUCAGACAAAUGUAUUUUUUGUCUUUGAUACUGUACUUAGUUUUGAGAAACUGCCUAGAACAUCCCUGUUAGUGAUAUAAACUGCACAUUAGGGAGAACUGAUGUUGUGGUGUGUCUGAGUUUGUUUUACAGCUGGCUCUUAAAAACUGACAAUACCACUCUGUAUUUUAGAGGUUUGUGGUUGUACUGAUUCUGAAUUUGUUAGUGUUCUGGCUCUGUCGUCCUGUUAUUAAAAUGGGUGUUUUUGUUAAUGCAUAACAUGCAAAUAAAAAGACAA
Molecule: messenger RNA, 5930 nt
Organism: Phycodurus eques (leafy seadragon)
Lineage: Eukaryota; Metazoa; Chordata; Actinopteri; Syngnathiformes; Syngnathidae
Gene: zbtb44
Product: zinc finger and BTB domain containing 44
Exons: 6
Coding region: 492-2561 (689 amino acids)
Biological process (GO): positive regulation of gene expression; regulation of transcription by RNA polymerase II
Molecular function (GO): protein binding; RNA polymerase II cis-regulatory region sequence-specific DNA binding; DNA-binding transcription factor activity, RNA polymerase II-specific
Source: RefSeq, a predicted model, not a curated record